AUGCCUAUAAUGGGCUACGACUCAAUUCGUCGUAUCGCUACACUAUCUCAGCUUACGAUCCCCGAAUCGAUUCUAUCUGAUCUCGAGCCUAUCAAGUAUGACGACGAUGCUGUGAGAAAGUACGGAACCGUUAAGGCCAUUGAUAUGUGUCGUAGACUCCUGUCGAACGGUACGGCACCUUCAAUUCAUUUGUAUACAAUGAACAGAGAAGGAGCUUGUCGUGAAAUUCUCCAAGAAUUAGGACUUUGGCACAAGCGACCGAUGCGGACCUUACCUUGGGAACCCCAUGGUUGUGUUCAUCCUUUAAGAUGCAAGGAAGAUGUGCGGCCAAUUUUCUGGAGUGCCCGACCAAAGAGUUAUAUUUAUCGAACCAGGGACUGGGACGAUUUCCCCAAUGGACGAUGGGGUAACAGUUCUUCUCCAGCCUUCGGCGAUUUACAGGAUUACUAUCUUUUCCACUUGAAGGCCCAAACCAAGAAAGAAGAUCUCUUGAAAAUGUACGGUGAAGAGAUAGCCUCCUUCGACGACGUGAAGAAAGUGUUCGCAAAUUUCAUUUCGCAAGCAGUAAACGAUCAAGGGGUCAAGGUGACGACUUUGCCAUGGAACGAGCAAGAGAGUGGUGUACAAGCAGAGACGGAGCUGAUCAAUGAACAGCUGCUGUGGUGCAAUGAGAACGGUAUCCUUACGGUGAACAGUCAGCCGUCAGUCAACGGAGCGCCAUCUACAGAUCCACUUGUUGGAUGGGAAAGCCGGGUAGUUAUUGUUACCAAAAGGCGUAUCUUGAAUGUUUUAUUAGCAAAGAGAAUGCGAAAUCACUUCUGGAGAUUAUUGACGAGUACUACCCACGGGUCAACUAUCACCUUAUCAAUCAUGAUGUAG
This is a messenger RNA of Cooperia oncophora, 879 nucleotides long. The record is from the annotation of a GenBank genome assembly. Lineage: Eukaryota; Metazoa; Nematoda; Chromadorea; Rhabditida; Trichostrongylidae.